UUCCACUCAAUGCAGAACUGUGCAGAGCUCUGGCAGUGGAAGAAAGGCGGGCAGAUUGGAGUUUUAGGUGCUCGUCUGAGCUUGUGAGCACUGAGGGGCCGGAUCACUCUUUCUCUGCAAUCUUUUAGGCGAUACUUACGGCAUCGUCUAUUAGUUGCCCCCCUUGGAUCCACCCUGCUAUCCUUUGCGCUUUAUGCAAGCAGCAUUGGCAACCUGCCGCAGGACAUCAGCAUUCUCACCUGCCUUCCACUUGGUCCACAGGCUCCCACACAAAAGGUUCCCAGCGACACCCCUGUUCACACCACCCUUUUCAUCAGACAGGCGGUGGCUGACAGUUAUUCGCACCAUGUCAAUGUCGGGGAGGGGGGCGUAUUACAAGGCCAAAUAUGGGGGAGGACGUGGACGGGGGAGAGGGCGCAGCGAUGAGGGGGCGGCAGACUAUAUUGGGGGUCAGAGUCAGACUGACAAUGCUGGGGGGUGGGAAGAGCGGAGCGGCAGCUACCAAGGGAAUGCGUCGGGGAGUGUAGCAGAUUUAAUGCAGACUCUGCAGAGGAUUGACGGGAAGGGCUACGGCGCUUAUAAGGACAUAGUGGGGCGGUGGGAAUUUCCAGAGUUUACGCUGCUUGUAGACCAUGCGCAGGCGGACCCCUUUGCAGGCCCUUCGAGAUGCCGCGUUCAAGUUAAGCAGGCCCUUGCCCGUUUCCCCCCUGAACUCUUCUCCACUCGCAUCCGCAACAUUGCUCUCUGCGACUACCUCACCCGCAACUUCUCCGCCGUUGUCAGCGACGCCGGCGCUGACAUCAGGAAGCAGAGCGGUGGCGGCUGGGGAGCCGCAAAGGGAGGCGAGAUGGCCAUCGAUGUUCCUGGACAAAAGGUUUUGGAGCGCACGAGUAUUCUCAUCAAUCCUCAGAACGUCGAGGCGCGCUUCACGGUUGCGCUUCCGGCGCAAGGCCGGACGGUCCUCGGGCAGUGGGCGGCCCAGGUGCUGACUCAGCAAUUGCCAAAGUUUGUGCGGGAGGCCCUGUUCAUGGACCGGCAGGAUGAGGCGGGGCUGAGGCGACACGUGGAGACAGUCGAAGACACCGAAACGCUGAGACAGGGCCUUGCUCGCGGCGGGUUCGUCGCUUUCGUGGGCGACGGAUCGAUCCUCCCCCGCAAAAGUGGGGACUCCGAGGAGCCGAUGGACGCCCGAGAGGCAAUCCCUUUCAAGUCGCCCCCAAGCCUAGCCAUGAAAUUUACCCUGCCUAACAGGGGGCCAAUUACGGGGAUGGCGAUCAAGAAGGGGGUCACUUUGAUCGUGGGCGGAGGCUUCCACGGGAAGUCGACGCUGCUGGAGGCGAUUGAGGCCGGCGUAUAUAACCACAUCCCGGGCGACGGGCGGGAGCUGGUGGCGACCGAUCCGACGGCUGUCAAGGUGCGCGCAGAGGAUGGGCGCCACGUGGAGGGCGUGGAUAUCUCGCCGUUCAUUUCGAACCUGCCCUUCGGACGCGACACGACGUGCUUUCGGACGCCGGACGCGAGCGGGAGCACUAGCCAGGCGACGAACAUCAUCGAGGCGCUGGAGGUCGGCGCGAAGACGCUAUUGGUGGACGAGGACACGUGCGCCACCAACUUCAUGAUACGGGAUGCGCGCAUGCAGGCGCUGGUGGCCAAAGAAAAGGAGCCCAUCACACCCUUCAUUGCCAAGAUCCGGCCAAUGGUGACUCAGCACGACACUUCAGUGAUUCUCGUCAUGGGCGGCUCGGGAGAUUACUUCGACGUGGCGGACACCGUCGUAAUGAUGGAGAGCUUCGCGCCAAGGGACGUGACGUCAGAAGCCAAAGCCAUCGCGGCCGACUUUGGGGGGGCGCCGGGCGUCCCCCCGGAAAACGGAAACGCGCCGUUCGGCAGACUGGUCUCUAGGUUCCCCGUCGACAUCUACCCUCUCUCGGGGGGAGGGCACCGGGACAUCAAAAUCGUCGCGCGCACCAAGAACGUCAUCUCAUUUGGCGACCAGGAAAUCGACCUGGCCGCUGUCGAGCAGCUUGCGGAGAAGUCGCAGACCCGGGCAGUUGCUGACGCCAUCGCUCUGUUCCGACGGUUACCAGUCGACGGGCGCCAGAGCAUUCAGCAGCUGCUGGCGAGCUUCGAGCGAGAAGUCCAUUCCAAGGGCCUAGACGUAUUAGCUCCUCACAUGCAUCUUGGGACCUAUGCGCGGCCGCGGGUGUUUGAAAUCGCGGCAGCUCUGAAUAGGCUCCGGACUAUCAAGGUACAGCAACACCGGUAGCAGACCGCUUCGUGUCUGGUCGUCUGCUCGUAAGUCGUCAAAGACAGAAGUAGCUGCUCAUUGCAUCCGUUUGAAAGUGUUAUUCCGGAAGCAAUCAGACAUUUGGAUUCUCGCUUGCCAUCUGCCCACAUACGACCGUUAUCGACGUCAUGCAACUUAUUUGCGAGAUGCAAAC
Molecule: messenger RNA, 2441 nt
Organism: Klebsormidium nitens
Lineage: Eukaryota; Viridiplantae; Streptophyta; Klebsormidiophyceae; Klebsormidiales; Klebsormidiaceae
Source: the annotation of a GenBank genome assembly